UCCAAUAAUUCCCACAGUCGCUAAGCUUCCACGCGUAUUUAAGCUACGUUCAUUCUUUCAAAGACAAUCGACUAAACGAGCGACCCACCGGCAAAAGUGUGACAAGGAAACUAUCGCAGCUCUAAAGGACAGACAGAAGGGAACCGCCAAAAGAGAACAGUCAAGGGCUAAAUAACUCUAUUUGUGGUCCGCUCGUUUUGGAAACAAGAACAAAAGCUAUAGUAUUCUGAGGACUCCAGAACAGAAUUUGUGCACCUGUCACGAGCAUUAUGAAGUUUGCAACUGGGUACGUCACUUUUGGAAUGAUGGUGGUAUUGGCGCUGGCAGAUGUCAAGUCUGGAGACGACGCUGGCUCUGAUGACGUCAGUCGAGAACUGGACACUCUUGGUCAGGGCUACGCCCCUAGCAUGUAUGGCCGCCAGCUGGACAACCUAGGGCAGGGCUUCGUCCAUUCCAUGUACGGCAGGGAGUCCGAAGAUGGCGACGAGGCGAACGCAGAGCCAGUGGACGAGGCAGAAGAAUGGGGGAACGUUGCAAAACGACCCUUCGAUAAGAUCGGAAGUGGCCGGAUGGCCUCCUUCGUGAAACGCCCCUUCGACAGAAUCCAGAGCGGCCGCAUGUCGUCUUUUGUCAAACGACCUUUCGACAGGAUCAACGCAGGCAGGUUGGCGUCCUUUGUCAAACGACCUUUUGACAAAAUCGGCAGUGGACGACUGGCUUCUUUCGUCAAACGCCCCUUUGACAGGAUAGGCGCAGGGAGAAUAGCUUCUUUUGCGAAACGACCAUUCGACAGAAUCGGCGCCGGCCACAUGUCAUCUUUCGUGAAACGUCCAUUCGACAGAAUCCAAAGUGGCGCCAUGGCGUCUUUUGUCAAAAGAGAAACUUCAAAAGAGAUUAGCCAAAAGGAAACUGCCAAGGCAUAAAAGUCACCAGAAAAAAAAUGUCCCACUUCAAUUCUUUAGGUGAGCAA
Molecule: messenger RNA, 970 nt
Organism: Lingula anatina
Lineage: Eukaryota; Metazoa; Brachiopoda; Lingulata; Lingulida; Lingulidae
Source: RefSeq, a predicted model, not a curated record